Molecule: messenger RNA, 2876 nt
Organism: Zerene cesonia (dogface butterfly)
Lineage: Eukaryota; Metazoa; Arthropoda; Insecta; Lepidoptera; Pieridae
Product: beta-1,4-N-acetylgalactosaminyltransferase bre-4-like
Exons: 4
Coding region: 198-1166 (322 amino acids)
Biological process (GO): glycosphingolipid biosynthetic process; carbohydrate metabolic process
Molecular function (GO): N-acetyl-beta-glucosaminyl-derivative 4-beta-N-acetylgalactosaminyltransferase activity
Source: RefSeq, a predicted model, not a curated record
CGUUUGGCUUGUAACUUGCUGCCGGUGUAUACCGAUAUCUCUCUCGAUUUAUUUUUAUUCUUUACAAUAGAAUUAAAUUAUAUAUGAAAUACUCAUUAACUUACCAAAUUUCGUGCUGGGGGAUAUCAUACUAUUUUUAUAAAGGUUUACAAGGGAUGUAAUCUAUAUAUCCUUAUCAAGAAGGUUCUAACAACCAAAUGCUUAAAUGGCUGUCUCUGAACAGGCUACAAAAACUUCGCGUCAGCAAUUAUAUCAUAGUUAUACUGUGUCUCAUCGCUAUCAUCCAGUUGUUUGCUUACUAUGGUUACUAUGAAUACGAUUAUAUUCCCAAAGAAGACAUAGAUAAGUAUCUCUACAAGCAUGUGAACCCAAAUUUAGUGAGGAAGUCAAAAUUAGAUUGUGAUUAUGCUAGUAUAUAUGAGAAGGUGUUUCCAGACAACUGGGAUGUGGGGAAGCAAGUCAAUGAGUUCACACCCAGUGGCAUUGCAAAUGGGAGCUUUGUGCCGGAGGAAUGCCACCCCUUGUUCAGUGUUGCUAUUCUAGUUACUUAUAGAAAUAGACAGAGCCAGCUGGAUGUAUUCAUCCCUUUUAUACACAAUUUUUUGAAGAAACAGAAAAUUCAUUACAAAGUGUAUAUAAUUGAACAGCAAGACGAUAAACCAUUCAACAAGGGUCUCCUAUACAACAUUGGAGCUAAACAGGCAAUCGCAGACAAAUUUCCCUGCCUCAUUCACCAUGAUGUAGACCUGUUGCCCCUGAAUGCAGCAAAUCUGUAUGUUUGUCUGCAACAACCUCGACACAUGAGUGCAAUUAUUGAUAAGUUUCGAUUUGUUCUGCCGUACAAGACUUUAGUUGGAGGUGUGCUGGCAAUACGAUCAGAUCAAUAUGUGGAAUUGAAUGGAUUUUCUAAUAAGUUUAAGGGCUGGGGAGGAGAGGAUGAUGAAUUUGCUGCUAGGAUUAAGAAACACAAUUAUGAUAUCCUGAGAUUCCCGCCAGACAUAUCUCGCUACACAAUGUUAGUGCACAAGCAAGAGCCCAAGAACAUAGACAGGCACCACAUAAUGGCGCACACCAAGCCGGCCCGCGACGGCUUCGCUUCGCCCGCCAACCACCUAGCUUCGCUGCACACGCAUCCGCUUUUUACGCGCAUCACCGUGAAGACUUGACUGUUACUUAAGUGAAACACUGCACAAUGAGCGGUUUCCGAUUCCUCACGGUUUUUGGGAAAGUAAACCUUGUUUAUUUUGUUAUAUCAGACACUCUUAAAAAUAACAAAGAAACAGUGUGAAUCUCGUGUAAUACUGUGCCGGAUAAUUUAAUGUUGGUCUUAGCCAAUCUAAAGACUUUCUAGUUCUUAGGGUCACCCAUAACCUUUGUGUUGCACUUAUCCUAACUAAGGUGCAACAAUAUUGAUAAAAGUGCAAACUAUAACCUGUUAUGGUGAAAAUGUUUUGAUCUGUUGGUGGUUAAUUUUUUUAUUUCUCUUUAUUUUUUUUAUUUUUGGAACCAAAAACCUUAAAUCAAGUGAAAUUAUUUUAAUUUUUUAAAAUAAUUUUUAGAAUCAAAUGUGCUUUUAUAUUGCUCUUGAAUGUAAAUUGUACAUUUUUGAAAUAUUGAUGUGUCUCGCUAAGCUAGUUCAAUCAAUUUGUUUUUUAGCUAAGUUAGGUUAUUAUUUAUUUUAAUUUUAAGAAAAAUAAAGCAAUUUUAAGAUUGUCUUUAGGGGAAUUAAAAUUAGUAAUUUUAAACAGCAGUUGUAAAAAUACUCUUUACUUUAAUAUUGAACCAGCUCACAUAUUUUGAAGGUAAUAAGAUUUUUAUCAAUUCCAGACUUAAGCUUCAUUGUAAUGAUCAUAAGGACCUCAUAUGUGGGUUCAGGCCAUAGUCCACCACACUAGCCAAAAGGGGGUUGGCGGAUGUGACAUGUCGAAAUUUUAAACUUCGACAUGUCGGUUUCCUCACUAUGUUUUCCUUUUCGAGUAGUGGUGACGUAAAAUAUGUGAAGAUAAAUCGUAAAAUCAAUUUAUAUUCGAUUCCAUAAUUUAUAUGAUCUGCCAUGGUGGUCCGUUCUCCAAUGAAAUAAUAGUUGAGCAAGAGUUUUUUUUCGAAAAUGUUUUCUAUAUCAAAUUACACCAUUUUCAAAUAUUUAAUGGUAAUAAUCUCAUAGCUUUCUAGUCUAAAAGCGUAUUUAAGAAAUACUAUUAGAUUUAAGGUUUAGGAGCUAAUUGUUCAAUGCUCAGGUAUAGUGUAAGUACAUAAUGGAAUAGAUUGUUUUCACUUUUUGUUAGUUUAAAGUCAUCCCACCGUUUUAUGAUAUAAUAAAAUUGGCAAAUGAAUCAAAUUGUUUCGUUUGAAUAAACUAAAUGAGUUGGUGACUUUUUUAGACUGUGUAACAUUUCUGAUGUAUUUUUAUCGAAGAUAUCAAGUAACUAUAAUUGUCGCGCGAGUUAUUUUGUAAAAAUAUUUAAUGCACUUAGAUUGCACUUACAUUUUCUCAUGUGUUUAUUUAUUUAUUCUACACCAUUUACAGCCCAUUUACAGUAUACAGUUUUUUAAAUGUUAGUAGUAUUUUUAAGUAAUUUUGUAUGAAGUGUAUGAGAGUUGAAUUAAAUACCUCUACCAGAAAUGGGAAUGUUGUUGUGAUUCAAAAAAAUAUGCAUAUUUUAAUGUGUAUCUUAUUAAUCGAAUGCGAAACAACACUAUAUUAUAACACGCUGUAUUUAACCGACUUUACCAUGAUUAUAUUUAAUGUAUGUCGUUUGAUAUUGUCAAUUCUUGUUUUUCUAUAUGAAUCAGUAAUAGGCGAUGGGUAAAAUCAUACAUAAUCAUAAAUAUGUUAUAUACUCCCCCUUGAGUGAGAAUAAAACGCAUUGUAAACA